AUGUCCUUACUGUGGCAAGUCACUUACUCCCUCCUAUUUGACCCUCUUCGCAAUAUUCCUGGCCCUGUCCUUGCAAAAUGCUCCUCGCUCUGGCUACGCUACCAACGCUGGCAUGGUCAACUCUCCCUCACGGCCGACUCUCUUCUUGCCAAAUACGAUACCUCCAUUCUUCGCUUGAGUCCGGACUUGGUCUUGAUUAACGACUCCGAAGCUGUGGAAAAGGCUUUCAACCGGAGAGAUCUCGAUACGUCGCCGGAAUCGAUUCGUGCUUUGAGAGUAGGAGGACAUGAUUGGACUGUGACCUAUCCGCAGUAUGGCGUUGCGAGACAAAGGCGGCAUCCUGUCAUGAUUGCAAGUACGACGAAGAACUUAAAAGCUCGGCAUGAUGUCUGGAGGGAGAACGUUCUAAAGAUGGUCACGGAUAUCGACAGAAGCCAGGGAGAGAGGAGCGAGGAUAUCGUGAGACAUUUGAGGAUCUGUACGUUGAAAAGCUCGCAGGUCUUGAUCGGAGGUCCUGGAGUGCAAUUGGAGACAGAAGAGUUUCCGAGGAUUGUGGGAGAGUAUAAUUUCCUUGUAGUAUGGAGACUGUGUUUGCCAGAGUGGACAUUUGAGUGGUUGAAGCAUUUUUCACUCUUGGAGCGAGUUUGGUACCGAGUGAGAUCCAGCGACAUGUUGUUUGACCUUGGAGUGGAUAUUUGUCGGCAAGCCGAAGUCAACCGGGAUGUUGAGGCGCCUAAUGCUGCACCGAAUGUUUACGAACUCUGUGUCGAUCCUGAUGCGAAAUACCCAGCCCAAUCUUGGACCAAAAACGAAUUAGGCGCUGAGAUGGCUGGACAAGUUCUCGCAGCUACCGAAACGACGUCUUCGGCAUUGGCAUUCAUCUACUACGAGUUAGCCAAGAAUGCAAGGCUACAGCAGGAGCUAUAUCAAGAAUUGGCGAGAGCCGACACGGACGAAGAGCUGGACUCUCUGAAAUUGCUCGACGCGUGUAUCAAAGAAGGCCUCCGCUUUCGACCUCCCGUGGCGCUGACAGGCAGCCGACUGGUUCCUGCAGGUGGUGUGGAGGUGUGUGGCCACUAUCUGCCUGAAGGUACCGUGAUAACCACACAAUCACUCUCCAUGAGCAGGCAGCGACGCGAUCUAUUCCCGGACUACGACACAUACAAUGCACAGCGUUGGCUCAUAGAGGAUGGAAAGAGUGCGGAGAGAAAGCGUCUUCUCGUGCCGUUCGGUGUUGGAUCUCGAAGGUGCCCUGGUGGGAACAUGGCCCUGUAUCAGAUGCGCAUGAUUCUUUAUCAUACGAUUCGAGCCUUUGACGUUCGACUUGCACCGGAGACGACGCCCGAGAAGAUGGAGCCCUUCGAGGCCAAUGGCUAUCGGUCGAGGCACGAUAGAUGCGACUUGAUUUUUGUUCCACGAAGCGUUGGAGGUGGAAAGUAA
This is a messenger RNA of Pseudocercospora fijiensis CIRAD86, 1440 nucleotides long. RefSeq lists its product as uncharacterized. Gene Ontology annotation, molecular function: oxidoreductase activity, acting on paired donors, with incorporation or reduction of molecular oxygen; monooxygenase activity; iron ion binding. The coding region runs from base 1 to 1440 and encodes 479 amino acids. The record is from RefSeq and is a predicted model, not a curated record. The transcript has a single exon. Lineage: Eukaryota; Fungi; Ascomycota; Dothideomycetes; Mycosphaerellales; Mycosphaerellaceae.